AUGGCGGCUACGACGUCGAUGCAGAAGUCCAAUCGGCUGCGGACAGCCUUCGACGAGAACAAAGGACCCAGUUACGGAAUAUGGCAAAUGUUCCCAGGUUCCAAUGUGUCCAGGGCACUUGCAAGGGCAAAUCCUGACUGGAUCAUGGUUGACUGUGAACACGGCAACAUAGACGACGCUGCAAUGCACGAAGCCGUGCCAGCGAUUGCCGCUUGUGGCGUUUCGCCCAUCGUGCGCAUCCCGGACUUUCAGUCAUGGAUGAUCAAAAGGGCACUGGACAGCGGCGCACACGGCAUCCUGGUGCCGCUCCUCCGGACUGUGGAUGAGGUCAAGCAAGUCGUGGCGGCUGCAAAGUUCCCACCCCAAGGCCGCCGCGGGUUUGGCUCCCCUCUGGCCAUGCAAAACUUCAGCCCGAUGCCGUCAUUCACCGAGUACCUCCAGCAGGCCAAUGACUCCAUCCUCACAAUGGUACAGAUUGAGACCAAGGAAGCCCUGGCCGCAGUGGAGGAGAUCGCGCCCCUGGUUGAUGUUUUGUUCAUUGGCCCCUUCGAUCUGGGCAACAACAUAGGGCACCCUAUCAUCAACGGCGACGUGAAACCCGAACUCAAGGAUGCCAUCUCAAGGAUCCUCAAGGCUGCCAAGAGCGCAGGCAAGAAGUGCGGGAUGUACGCCUCGAGCGGCGAGGAAGCGGGAAAGUACGGUUCCAUGGGAUUCGAUAUGAUCAAUGUUGGCACCGAUGUGACAACCUUGGAGUUUGUAAUGAAGCAAGCGAUGGCUGCUGCCCAAGGUGCUGCCGGCCCGGAGGGGGGGAAAGGGUACGGGUCGUGA
Messenger RNA from Diaporthe batatas, 828 nucleotides. RefSeq lists its product as uncharacterized. Gene Ontology annotation, cellular component: cytoplasm. The transcript has 3 exons. The coding region runs from base 1 to 828 and encodes 275 amino acids. The record is from RefSeq and is a predicted model, not a curated record. Gene Ontology annotation, molecular function: aldehyde-lyase activity. Lineage: Eukaryota; Fungi; Ascomycota; Sordariomycetes; Diaporthales; Diaporthaceae.